Tarenaya hassleriana is the source of this 510-nucleotide messenger RNA. RefSeq names its product cytochrome b-c1 complex subunit 9-like. NCBI's taxonomy places the organism in Eukaryota, Viridiplantae, Streptophyta, Magnoliopsida, Brassicales, Cleomaceae. The transcript has 3 exons. Gene Ontology annotation, biological process: mitochondrial electron transport, ubiquinol to cytochrome c. The coding region runs from base 117 to 335 and encodes 72 amino acids. The record is from RefSeq and is a predicted model, not a curated record.
UUCUCGAGUCUGUGUUCGUCAUUAGAUUGUAAUCGUGGUUUUGCUUUCUCGCUAUACGGAGAUCUCUGCAACCCUAAUAGCUGUUCAGAGAUCAGAUACCACCUGAAGGAUUAGCCAUGGAACAUGCAGCUCGGAGGAACCAGAGAGGCCCCUUCGAAGGGCUUUACAGAUUCAUCAUGCGCCGUAACUCCGUCUACGUCACAUUCAUCAUCGCCGGCGCUUUCUUCGGCGAACGGGCUGUGGAUUACGGUGUUCGUAAGCUCUGGGAAUCGAACAAUGUUGGGAAACGGUAUGAAGACAUCCCUGUGUUGGGGCAGAGGCCGACGGAGGAAUGAGAGAUCUUUACUUCAGCCGACCAAGAAUUGAGAUCUCUGCACAUUUUUCUUUCUUUGCAAUAAUUUGUUGGGAUGAUCCUAAAAGCUUGGUUCUUGAUUGAAUGAAUUUUUGGCUUUGUUCCAAUAUCAUCUGUGUGUUACAUCAUUUCAAACCAACUUAUAGUGAGCUCCAUGA